CCCGUGUUGUCUAGAAGCAACUUUCUCCUGCUUGAGUCUGGAUUAAUCAUGAGAGAGCUCGUCCACAUUCCACUGGUACAGAUUCUCACUCUGGUCGCCUUCAGCGGGACUGAGAAACUUCCAAAAGCACCGGUUAUUACCACCCCUCUGGAAACAGUGGAUGCCUUAGUUGAAGAAGUGGCUACUUUCAUGUGUGCCGUGGAAUCCUACCCCCAGCCUGAAAUUUCUUGGACCAGAAAUAAAAUCCUCAUUAAGCUCUUUGACACCCGGUACAGCAUUCGGGAGAACGGGCAGCUGCUCACCAUCCUGAGUGUGGAAGACAGCGAUGACGGCAUUUACUGCUGCAUAGCCAACAAUGGCGUGGGGGGAGCUGCAGAGAGCUGUGGGGCCCUGCAAGUGAAGAUGAAACCUAAAAUAACUCGCCCUCCUAUAAAUGUAAAGAUCAUAGAAGGGUUGAAGGCAGUUCUACCGUGUACAACCAUGGGUAACCCUAAACCAGCAGUAUCCUGGAUCAAGGGAGACAGUACUCUCAGGGAGAAUUCCCGCAUCGCAGUUCUUGAAUCUGGGAGUUUAAGGAUUCACAAUGUGCAGAAAGAAGAUGCAGGACAGUACCGAUGUGUGGCAAAAAACAGCCUGGGGACAGCAUAUUCCAAACUGGUGAAACUGGAAGUUGAGGAAGGAAAUACGAGUCCACAUCACUAUAAAAGAUCAGCACUGUUUCAAAAUGCUCUUAAUAUGACAAAUGCCACAGAGCGAGAAGAAAGUGAACCUGAGCAGGAUACAAAAGUUUUUGCCAGAAUCCUACGGGCUCCUGAAUCCCACAAUGUCACCUUUGGUUCCUUUGUGACCCUGCGCUGUACAGCAACAGGCAUCCCUGUUCCAACCAUCAGCUGGAUUGAAAAUGGAAAUUCUGUUUCUUCUGGGUCCAUUCAAGAGAGUGUGAAAGACCGUGUGAUUGACUCAAGACUGCAGCUGUUUAUCACCAAGCCAGGACUCUAUACGUGCAUAGCUACCAAUAAGCAUGGAGAGAAAUUCAGCACUGCAAAGGCGGCAGCCACCAUUAGUAUAGCAGAAUGGAGUAAACCACACAAAGAUAACAAAGGCUACUGCACCCAGUACAGAGGAGAGGUGUGCGACACAGUCCUGGCAAAAGAUGCUUUUGUGUUUUUCAACACCUCCUACAAGGACCCUGAGGAAGCCCAAGAGCUACUGGUCCACACUGCCUGGAAUGAACUGCAGGCCGUGAGCCCACUCUGCCGGCCAGCUGCUGAGGCUUUGCUGUGCAACCAUGUCUUCCAAGAGUGCAGCCCAGGAGUGGUCCCAACACCCAGCCCUGUCUGCAGGGAAUACUGCUUAGCAGUAAAGGAGCUCUUCUGUGCCAAAGAAUGGCUGCUGAUGGAAGAAAAGAGCCACCGAGGACUCCUAGGAUCUGGGACACACCUCCUCUCCAUGCUGGACUGCAGCAAGCUUCCCAGCAUGCACUGGGAUCCCAUGGCAUGCAACAGGCUUCCAUAUUUAGCAUUCCCACCAAUGACAUCAUCAAAGCCAAGUGUGGACAUUCCAAAUCUGCCUUCUUCUUCCUCUUCCUCCUUCCCUGUCUCUCCUACCUACUCCAUGACUGUAAUCAUCACCAUCAUGUCCAGCUUUGCUGGGUUUGUUCUUCUCAUCAUAAGUACUCUGUAUUGCUGUCGACGAAGAAAAGAAUGGAAAAACAAGAAAAGAGAAUCAGCAGCAGUCACUCUCACCACGCUGCCCUCUGAGCUCUUGCUAGAUAGGCUCCAUCCCAACCCCAUGUACCAGAGGAUGCCCCUUCUGCUGAAUCCCAAGUUGCUCAGCUUGGAGUAUCCAAGAAAUAACAUUGAAUAUGUGAGAGAUAUCGGCGAGGGGGCAUUUGGAAGGGUCUUUCAAGCAAGAGCCCCUGGCUUGCUUCCUUAUGAACCUUUCACCAUGGUGGCAGUCAAGAUGCUCAAGGAGGAAGCCUCUGCUGACAUGCAGGCUGAUUUUCAGAGGGAAGCAGCCCUCAUGGCCGAAUUUGACAACCCCAACAUUGUGAAACUCUUAGGCGUGUGUGCUGUUGGGAAACCCAUGUGUCUACUCUUUGAAUACAUGGCCUACGGUGACCUCAACGAGUUCCUCCGCAGUAUGUCCCCUCACACCAUGUGCAGCCUCAGUCACAGUGACUUGUCCAUGAGGGCUCGGGCCUCCAGCCCAGGACCCCCACCUCUGUCCUGUGCAGAGCAGCUCUGCAUUGCCAGGCAGGUGGCAGCCGGCAUGGCUUACCUCUCCGAGCGCAAGUUUGUCCACCGGGAUUUAGCCACCAGGAAUUGCCUGGUAGGGGAGAAUAUGGUGGUGAAAAUUGCAGACUUUGGCCUUUCCAGAAACAUCUACUCAGCAGACUACUACAAAGCUAAUGAAAAUGAUGCCAUCCCUAUCCGGUGGAUGCCACCAGAGUCUAUUUUCUACAACCGCUACACCACAGAGUCUGAUGUGUGGGCCUAUGGGGUGGUCCUCUGGGAGAUCUUCUCUUACGGUCUGCAGCCCUACUAUGGGAUGGCCCACGAGGAGGUCAUAUACUAUGUGCGAGAUGGCAACAUCCUCUCCUGCCCUGAGAACUGCCCCUUGGAGCUGUACAAUCUAAUGCGCCUGUGUUGGAGCAAGCUGCCUGCAGACAGGCCCAGUUUCCCCAGCAUCCACCGAAUUCUGGAACGCAUGUGCGAGAGGGCAGAGGGAGCUGUGGGCGUCUAAGGUUGAAGAGAGAUGCUCAAAUAAACUACUGUCUGCUCUCAGACUCUUUGAGCCAGAGAAAUCCUAUACCCCAGGUCCAAUGAGACCCGGAUAGGAAAGAAUGACAGGAGACACUAUGUGUGUGUGCCUUGCGAUCAACAGACUCUCUGCAACUGGUGAUUGGACAUGUAGAUUAGAAAAUGGGUCAGACCAAAAGAGAUAACUCUUCUUCCUCCCAGGGACAGUUUGUAAGGCACACUCCACAAGAAACGAUGUCAUUCUGUUCAGUUCCUGAAUUACUGGGCAGCAGAGUAAGAUUCGGUUGUGUUAAAUUUUAUUAAGAAGUGAAAUCAGAGCUUUCUUUUUUAAUUUACUUAAUCCCGGUAAAAGUAGCAUGUGCUCACAUUAGAAAUUUAGAUCAAGUACAGACAACUAAAAAGAGAAAUCGUUCUUUCAACAUCCAAAGAUGGACCAUUAGGAUUUGCCUUUGUUGUCGUUUUUGACAUGUUUUUGCAUUUAAUGCAUAAUUUUAUUUGUUUUUUUUUUAUUCUGGAUUUGGGGUUACACGUUUUUUGUAGAGGAUCCUAAGGGUUGAAAUGGGAGAUCAGCCAGGCUAUGUUAUCACUGUGGAUCUAUCCCUUUUCUGUCCUCCUUGGGAACAUAAUCUUCUGUUUGAUUACAACAAUUUUUCUAAAAAGAAACUGGCAUUUUCUCAUGCUGUUUCUUAAAAAAAAAAAAUUGUCAGCAACCUUUCCUUUACCUUCAUCUUUAUUUCUUCCUUGUUCCAGAACUUCCUAUCACUUUGUGGUUAUUUAUUUUGUGUCUUUUAUUUCAUAUAGAUACUAAAUACCCUGACAGAAAUAAUGAUAUCAAACAUAACAACGGAGACUGUUACAACUACACCUGUGGCUAGGUAUUAGCAUUUUCUUCUGUAUGUGUGUUUGAAGCCACUUUCUUUUCUUUUCUUUCUUUCCUUCCUUCUUUCCUUUCUUCCUUCCUUCCUUCCUUCCUUCAUCUGGAUUCUUAGAGAUGAAAAUCUCUUAAAUUUGUCUGGCUGGGCUGGCUUUGAACAGGGAUCACAAUAUCUCUGCCUCUUCAAUAACUAAGAUUACAGGCAUGAGCCAAACCUUUCUAAUUUGUCAACUACUGUUUUUAUGCACUCUCUUGUCUCUUUAACCAUGGUGUAUAACAUGAGAUUUUACAGUGUUCUUAGACAUUAUUUCAAUGUUGAUGAUUUUGUGCAUUCUGAUUUUUUCUUUUAGAAGCCAAUUCUAUUGGCCAUAGAAUGAGAAUAACAUCAUUUAGUAACUUCUUCAUGGCACAUUAAAAUCAUGUUGCAUAGUACGAAUUUUUUUCAGUUCUGUUAUUCAGAUA
Messenger RNA from Perognathus longimembris pacificus (Pacific pocket mouse), 4098 nucleotides. RefSeq names its product muscle associated receptor tyrosine kinase (gene Musk). The record is from RefSeq and is a predicted model, not a curated record. Gene Ontology annotation, cellular component: signaling receptor complex. NCBI's taxonomy places the organism in Eukaryota, Metazoa, Chordata, Mammalia, Rodentia, Heteromyidae. Gene Ontology annotation, molecular function: protein binding; ATP binding; transmembrane receptor protein tyrosine kinase activity. Gene Ontology annotation, biological process: cell surface receptor protein tyrosine kinase signaling pathway; multicellular organism development; positive regulation of kinase activity. The transcript is spliced from 17 exons. The coding region runs from base 49 to 2745 and encodes 898 amino acids.